GACCCACAGCACAGAGAGCGGCAGGGCGGCCCCAAGGGCAGAGAGGACGCACACACACAGAGAGAGUGGCAUCGUAGCACCUUCAAGGCAUCACCAUGAGUAGUGGCAGCAGUGGCAAUGCUAAACCCUCGGCUUCUACACCGGUGAAGUGGACGCUUGUCGAGGCGGUGGCUGAGACGCCAGAGGGUCGGCGCCACAAGCACCAGAGCCAUGCUGGCCAGCGGAAAGGGCCAGGCGCAAGAGGCUCUGGGUACACAGGAAACUGGGGACAAGGUCGCGAUGGUGGUCGUGGAAGGGGAGGGGGGCAGGGAUAUUCGGGUGGGAAUCGUGGACAGCGAAGAGGAGGGGGGGCAGGAUCGAGGAACAACCAGGGGCAAGGGCGAGGGAGAGGUUAUGGUGGCGGGUACGUCGGGGGGGCAACAUACUACCCGACGCAAGCCAACGUGGGCGCCGAAAGCUUCGAGGAACAGAAGGCAUACAUGACCAAUUUGGCGGUCAGGCAGAUCGAGUUUUACUUUACGGUGGAGAACCUGUGCAGGGAUAUUUUCAUGAGAUCCUACAUGGACGAGGAGGGCUACAUCCCCAUCGCGUUUGUCGCAAACUUUCCGGGGGUGGCGCGAUUUGGUGUGGAGCUAGAAGAUAUCACGGCGGGCAUCCUGGCGAGCGACACACUGCAGGUCGAUACCGAAAACGAGACGAUGCGCAUGCGAGAGGGGUGGGAAGUGUGGCUUCUCCCGAACCAAGCUACUGGAAAGCAAGGCGUACCGCGGUAUAUCAAGGUCGACCCUGCGGUAUCAGAGGCUGAUAGAGUGAACGGGACAGAGCCUAGUGGGAUUCCGGCACAGACAACACAAGACGCUGCUAGCGCUGGAGACGUUCCCGGCGCAGAGGACACACAAACAUCACUCAAGGAGGACAGCACGGCAGGGGCGGAGAAGAAAGAAGGCGACAGUGUGACGGGGCCAGUGGCCGAAGAAGAACAGCAGAGGUCAUCGGAGAAGGGUCAAGUAUCCCAUGAAGACGCGGCCAAGACAGAAUUGACGCCACUUGCGCCGGCCUGGACUCCUGUUGGGGCCUCGACGGACGCCGUACAAGAACAAUCAUCACCACCGAGCCCCCCCACCGCUGUACCUCCCCCUGACCAGAAAGCCCCAGAAGAGGAGGCAGGGGGAGAUGAUGGGGAGCGCGUGACAGACAAACCAGCGGUCCCGACUGCCGAAUUGAAACCGUGACGUGAAGAAAAUACAGUUCGGAACAAGGAGAUCAAGAACAGGCGGGUAUCGCACCACGACUUGGAUUGGAUCUGUUCUGAGCUGGCGACGUUGCGUCCUCUCCUGGUCCGCAUCUUUUCGAACGGCGACGUUGCCAUGAUCAAGACUAGCUGUUGUUGUAGCGAUGAAGAGUCGUGGCUGUGCCUCUUUGAAAUCGUUGCGAGACGAGUUGGUAUCGCCCCUACAUGUGUUUUUAGCCACAACGUAGUGUUGACGUACAGCUAGGGAAGCAGGUUGUCCCGGCACGAACCCGGCACGAAGGCACCCUAGUUUUCCGUCGUGGCGCGGUGAUUUGACCAACGCGGCCACUCCCGGGGCAACGAGAGACAUCGAUUCCAUCCGCUGUGCCGAACCGCGUACAAUGCGUGUAGUUUUUUGUGACGUAUUUGCCUGUCCAGGAAGUGUUGCCAAUUUGUCGAAGGCCGCGUCUUCCUUUUGUGUCUUGCUCAGAGUAUCUCAGGGCUUGUUGCAUGUGCUCGAAACAUGUCGGUGAAGAAUGCUUGACGGUCAACGCCUACACAAGUGUAUAGUAGAUCUGCCGCGUGUGUGUAUUAGUACGAGAGUGCGUCGUUGUCAGGGUGACGGGUAGUGACUCACAGGUAGUAUUGCUCGAAUUGAUGUUGGAUGAUCACCAAAGACCCAAUUUAA
Ectocarpus siliculosus is the source of this 1919-nucleotide messenger RNA. Lineage: Eukaryota; Phaeophyceae; Ectocarpales; Ectocarpaceae. The record is from the annotation of a GenBank genome assembly.